AUGGAUGAUGACCGACUCCCUGCGCUUCUAUCCGCUCUCCCUCCCUCCUCCAACUACUUCUCCCUCGAAUUCUUCCCGCCGAAAACAUCCUCAGGCUUCUCCAAUCUACAGGCUCGCCUGGUGCGCAUGACUGCUGCUCUUCGGCCGCUGUUUGUGACUGUGACAUGGGGCGCGGGAGGGUCAACCGCGACGAAGUCUCUGGAGCUCGCCGAGGUAUGCCAGAGGCAGCUGGGAGUUCCGACGGUCUUACAUUUGACAUGCACGAACAUGAGCAGGACAGCUGUGGACGAUGCUUUGGAGGGCGCGAAAGAAGUUGGCAUCCGUAAUAUUCUCGCUUUACGAGGCGAUCCGCCCCGAGAGGAGUAUAGAGAUACCGAUGAGAAUGGCAGUGGGGGAUCAGGCACUGACAGCAAUGUGGACUUUACCUGGGCUGUUGAUCUGGUGCGGCACAUUCGUCGGAAAUAUGGUGACUAUUUCUCCAUAGGUGUCGCCGGCUAUCCCGAAGGGCAUGCUGAUGAGAGUAAUCCCGAGGCUGGCAAGCAGAAUGUCGAACACGAUUUGCCCUAUCUUGAGGAGAAGGUUGCGGCGGGUGCCAAUUUUAUAAUGACACAACUCACCUACGAUGUCAAUGCUUAUCGAUCGUACGAGAAGAGGCUUCGUGGAUACAUCGCCAAGGACGGAAGAAAAUUGUUUGAAAACAUACCUAUCAUACCGGGCCUGAUGCCGAUUCAAAGUUACCAGAUUAUAAAGCGAAUCACGAAACUCAGUCACGCGACGAUACCAGAAGACAUCUCCAAGCGCAUCGAGGCUGUGAAAUCCGACGACGAAGCCGUCAAGAAGGUCGGAGUGGACGUUCUCAGUGAAAUCGUCGAACAGAUCAAAGACUCUCCGCAGCCUAAAGCGGUCCCGCGUGGUUUCCAUUUCUACACGCUGAAUCUUGAGAAGUCAGUCGCAUUUAUACUGGAGCGUACCGAAUUGAUUCCCACAAUGUCAGAGCCAAGCCCUGGCGAGUCUUCUGACUCGGAUGCGAUCGCGGAUGAUGAGAAGCUGAACGCUUAUGCGAGCUCUCGGCUGGCAGGCCAACCUGCGGGAGAGGCACGCUUCUCUAGGCGGAGAGCUAGCUCUAUGAACGCACAACCGCAUAAUCGAGUCAUUACCGACCACCAGACGGUAGUCCCUGUACAACGUACCACACUCGCCCCUAACUCUCAAGAUUCAAGGCCGUUACUUGCACAGCACGAAGCAGCUGGUCGAGGAGCAGGCAUUCCUGCCGGAGAUCCGACCAGGAAACACAGCCUAUUAAUAUCGGAAGGACAGGGUUCGCUAGGGCGUGAAGCUACAUGGGAUGAUUUCCCGAAUGGCAGAUGGGGUCCUUCUCACUCUCCCGCAUUUGGUGAGAUAGAUGGGUACGGACCCUCGCUGAAAGUCGGACCUGUCACUGCACGAAAGCUUUGGGGUCGCCCGAAAUCAUCGAAGGACGUGACUGAUCUAUUCCGCCGAGUGGUCCUCGGUCAGCUUGAAGCCGUUCCUUGGAGCGACGAUAUCGAUCCAGAUUCAGCUGGGACCGGCGGCGGAGCACUACGAGCAGAAACCAAAAUCAUCCAAAGCAAUCUUCUCGAUCUGAUAGAGAAGAAGGGAUAUUGGACCCUUGCCAGUCAGCCCGCAGUGGAUGGAGCAAAGAGUGAAGAUGCGACAUUCGGAUGGGGCCCUCCCGGCGAAGGUUUUGUGUUUCAAAAAGCAUUCGUCGAAUUCUUCUGCCCGAAGAGCGAAUGGGAAACGCACCUCCGUCCAUCCCUGAUCAGCCACGGCGAGGAGAAGGUCGGCUGGAUGAAGACCGACGCACAGGGCGUCUUCGAAUCGAGCGAACAGGUGGCACGAAAGCAGCAAGAGGUGGACAGGCCGGCUCCAGCGUCUAAACGCACCCCCGGUGUUCAUGGGGUCAGUGCCGUGACCUGGGGCGUGUUCCGCGGCAAGGAAAUCAUCUCGCCGACUAUCAUCGAGAGCGAGAGUUUCAAGGCUUGGGGUGAAGAGGCGUACAGUAUCUGGAGCGAGUGGCGGCGCUGUUUUCCUAGGGGAAGUGAUGAAGAGAAGUUGCUUGAAGGUCUGAGGCGCGGUUUCGUGCUGGUCAAUGUCGUGGGUCAGAACUAUAUUGGUGGGCAUACAGGCCUGGGUGCUGAGUUGUGGAAUAUUCUGCUGGGGGAGUCGGGUUCUGGGUGA
Messenger RNA from Exophiala aquamarina CBS 119918, 2217 nucleotides. Its product is annotated as methylenetetrahydrofolate reductase (NADPH). The record is from RefSeq and is a predicted model, not a curated record. The transcript has a single exon. Bases 1 to 2217 code for a protein of 738 amino acids. Lineage: Eukaryota; Fungi; Ascomycota; Eurotiomycetes; Chaetothyriales; Herpotrichiellaceae. Gene Ontology annotation, molecular function: FAD binding; methylenetetrahydrofolate reductase [NAD(P)H] activity. Gene Ontology annotation, cellular component: cytosol. Gene Ontology annotation, biological process: tetrahydrofolate interconversion.